This is a messenger RNA of Pyrenophora tritici-repentis Pt-1C-BFP, 2538 nucleotides long. Lineage: Eukaryota; Fungi; Ascomycota; Dothideomycetes; Pleosporales; Pleosporaceae. The record is from RefSeq and is a predicted model, not a curated record.
AUGCCCCCGGAGACGACUGGACGGCCACUGCUGCCUCAAACGGCGCAAAUGCAGAGCUUCACUUUUGCGCCGCCGACGCUGGCGCCGCGCGAGAACCAGCGCAACUAUGUAUUCGUAGAUGAGCACAAUAGACACAAGCGCUUGAAAGGUGUGCCUCCAUCUCCGGUUGGCUUGCUGCCGAGCAUCCUCAAUUGCGUACCGCCUACUGUCAGCUAUGACAAGGACUACAACGGUACGCAGACGUUUGAUCUGGAGCCAAAACCCUUGGACUACACUUCAGAUGGUUCUCCACAACACGACUACCAACGCCAUCAUUCCAUGGCACAGGGCAUGCCGCACCAAAUGCCGCCAUCCAUGCCUACAUCUGCCCAGGGCAUGUACCAGUCCUCGCCCUAUGUGGAUCAACAGCCGCAAGAUUCAUGCCACUACCAGCCAAUGUCGCAACCUCAGGUCGUCCAGCAAACAAUGGGCUAUGCUCCCCAACAGGGAUAUUCUCAAGGAUCAGUACCAACACCUGCAAUCAUGACCCCGCCCGAGUCGGAGCCCCACUGGCGAAGCGAUUCCGUGUCCAGCCUCUCUGAAGCUUUGGGUGAACUCAAAAUUGAUCAUACCGCCAUUGCCCCCUAUAUCACGAACAUGAAAAAGACGCUGGCCGAAACACCAGCCCAGGAAGAGUACGAAGUCGUGUUGCCGCAUUCUGUCAGCCUGGAUCACACGGUUCGCAUACCGCCCGAGAUGAUGCCUCCGGACGAUCAAGCACUCCAUUAUUUCGAGUACUUUUUCGCAAACGUUCAUCCCUACUGCCCGGUUAUUAACAAGGCGUACUUCUACCAACAAUGGCAUAGUGCGCCUGAUUCCAUCUCCCCACUUAUGCUCGAAUCCAUCUUCGCCUGCUCAACGUUGAUGUUGGGAGAUAUAGAAGAGGGAAACAACACGAAGAGAGCUUUCAAAGAUGUGUCGCGUCUCAGCACGAUGCAGGCAAUGAUCCUCCUGCUCAAAGCCCGCGAAGCCUCGCCGAAGCGAGGAUACUUCUGGCGCUCUUGGAUGUCAACAGUCAGUCUUGUAGCAAUGGCAAAAGACUUGGAACUCCACGAACAUUAUGACACGCAUCAAAUGGGAAAGUCCUGUGGCUCUACGUCGCAUGACUGCAUUGCCAAGACAAGAGUGUGGCAGAUGUGCAUGAUUUUUGAAGUCAUGAUUGGGGGUCCUCAGGGACGUUACGAUUUUGGUGUCUCAUCCGAAACCGUGGACCUUGAAAUGCCUAGGCACAUUGCAGGACAGGAUCCUGGCGAGCUUCAAAUUGCGCGCCAAUUCAUUCAGUACGCCCGCAUUGCCAAGAAUGUCCACCAUUCGGCCCUGAUCUUCGGCAAACUGAGGAAAAAGACACCGGACUGGGCGCUUGACCCUGCUUUUGUUGCGCACAACACCGACUUCUCCCUCUGGCUACGGGAGCUACCUGAAGACAUGCAAAUUGUCUAUCCCCAGGACGGCUCUCCUCCGUGGAUCCCAUCCCAUCAGAUCGCCAACAUGCAUAGCUAUCACUGCUUGGCUAUCAUCAUGCACUUCAGACCGCAAGUACAUGCAGUGUCGGACUCAUAUGACGGCAUAUGGAAGCAACAUAUGCUAACAUGUUACGCGGCCGCCAAGAAUCUAUGCAAGCUUCAAGAAGCCAUCUUGAAGACAUGCGGUAUGCCUGGGAUGCUUUGCCAGAUGCGAGGCAUCAGCUUCCAUGUCUAUGCUGUGCUCACGUGCACUAUGCUUCAUCUCGUUGCCGUAACAUGCCCUGAUCCCGAUAUCAACCACGAUGCCAGAGACUUCUUUGUACGACACGUGCGCAUUCUGGAAACAAUGUCUCCCCACUUUCCGAUGCCUGAGAUGCAGCAACAAGUGAACAGUCUUCGUCAAGCUUUCUCGGCUGAUUGCACGAAGCCCUUUGAACUGAAGCCGACAUUCCCGUUUGGAAGUCCUCAGGUGGCCCCGCAAACAAGUCCCAUGAGCCAGCACGGCUCUUACCGUCCUCGCCAUCCGAGCCACCCUUCGCCAUUGGAACAACCAGGUCAGGUCAACUACCAUGCACAUCCCAUUACUCCACCAAUCUCGGCAUCCGACCGGGGAUCAAAGGCUGACUCUCCCCCAAAUUCCAGCAUGCAGCUGCCAGACAAUACGCAAUGGAACCCGCAGCGCAUAUUUGAUCAAUGGAAUGUUGCCUUUGGUACGCCCCCUCCUACUAGCGCCUCCUCUCAAUCGUCUCCGCCGCUAAGACCCAAUCCUUCAGGCAACGACUACGACUUGCGGCCGGCCCAGGGCGGUAUGCAAACGAACUAUCAGAUGUCCAACACAUCGCCUUCGCCCAGCAAUGUCCACGCACCACCAGGCCAAAUGCUGCCUUCGUCGACAUACGCAAACGCCGCGCCGGUUUACGUUACACCUACAAUGUGGCAGGAAGCAGUUGCCAGCUCUCUACCAGACGGACUGAAGCGCAGAUGGGACGGCAAUGCUGCCAUGGCGGACCAAUCAAUGUACAAGCGGGCACGUUGA